Molecule: messenger RNA, 3669 nt
Organism: Phytophthora sojae
Lineage: Eukaryota; Oomycota; Peronosporomycetes; Peronosporales; Peronosporaceae
Exons: 5
Coding region: 1-3669 (1222 amino acids)
Biological process (GO): transmembrane transport
Cellular component (GO): plasma membrane
Molecular function (GO): calcium ion binding; transmembrane transporter activity
Source: RefSeq, a predicted model, not a curated record
AUGGCACCUUGCCAAUACGACAGCAACCAUGCGGCAGCGAACGGAGGAUCUUCGAGUCCGUCCAAUGGUGACCACCACCUGUCCGUGAACCUGGACAUCGACUCCUCCGGCGUCCCCAUGACGUCCGCCAGCGACUUCUACGUCGACCUGCAGUCGCCUCCGCCUCAGACGCAGUCGAUGCGGCUGCGACUCCGCAAGCAGGCGUCCAACAACUCGAUGCUAUCGGCCGAGGCGGCCGAGAACCUCCGCCGGCGAGUGGCUCGCGUCAAGAAGAACAAACACACGAAGGAGGUGCGAGUGUUCAAGCGGCAGCUGCAGCUCGCGGUGCGCAUCGCGGUCGGCGUCAUGCUCGCUGGCGUGGUGCAGACUCACGGGUCCGACCGGGAGUGGCUGUUCCUGCCGGCCAGCUACUACUUGGGAGGCCUCACGGUCGCCUCCAUGAUGGUCAUCUACGCAGCAGCCAACACCGUGGGCGGCGUGCUGGAGCAGGUCUGGCAGAUCGACGUGGGCGUCGCCAUCGCGUUGCUCUACAACUUCGUCGUGUUCGCCUGUGUGCCGAUCACCCAGGGCGACCUCAUGACCGUGUCCAAGAACAUCAACGGCAGCACGUAUUACGUGAGUUUGCACGACUGGGGCGUCACACUCCCGCUACUCGCACUCUUCACGCUGGUCGUGCUGCUGUCGCCGAUGCAAACAAAUGUCAAGAAAUUCGCAGUGAGCACGAACUUGUACUUCACGCUGACUCUGGUUGACCCGAUGAACCCUAUUUUCACGACAAUUCUCAAGGACAACUCGAGUGGUAACAGCUACUACGGCACGGACAACCUGUUGAAGCAGCUCGCCAUUUACAGCGCGGUUGGCGUUGUGGGCACUUUGAUCGCUCUAGUGGUCAUGGUGCUGCCUUACCCGAUUUUUGCGAUGCGGAAGCUCCGGAAGCACAUGGCGGCUUCGCCGCAUGACAUCCGCGAUAUCCUCAACUUGAUUGUCGACUCGUACUGCUUCCGCGCGAAGGAUAUCAAGAAGAUGGACUUCUUCAAGCUGCGCCUUGACCGGUUGCUGGAUAAUGCGCAUGAACGUCUCGCUACGAUGGAAUCGCUGCUGAACGACUGCUGGUGGGAGGAGCUCGUGGGGCUCGGAGUGUGCUUUCACUUCAACAAGACCGUCGCCAAGCAGUUGGUGAAGUUGUACGCAAAACUACUGGCAGAUCUGCACGCGAUGAAGUUCGCUAUUGAGGCCGAAACGUGCCACUGGACACACGUUGCGCUGCUCAAGAAGAUGCAGACACGAUUCUACGUGCUUCAAGUGGAAGCGAACGAUCUGCUGGAAGACAUUUCACUGAAGAUCGUGCGUUCAUCGCGAAGUAUGUCCUCGCCGAAAUUUGCCAGUCUGGAGCAGGCGUUAGAACGUCUCAUGACAAAGUAUACUUCGCUCUAUGGGAAUCUGCUUUCUGCUGACGUCCACACCGCCGACGAUGUGGGCAAAACGAUGCCUCUGAACGUGUUCGUGUACUCGUUCCACGUGUUCGUGAUCUCGCUGCUGGAAUUCGAGAAGAAAUUCAACAAGAAAAACUUUUCGGCGCGAUACCGAGUCAAGAACUUCCUCAAGCUGACGUGCCGCAGUCUGCUGCAGCCCAUCAACUACCCACGACGGCUGAUCAUCUUCGCAUUCCGAACAACAUUGGCGAUCAUCAUUGGAAUCUGUUGCGCGACCUUCAUCUUCGCGUUCAGCUCCACUGCGCCGACGGCUAUCGCGAUGGUUGCUGAAGACAACAUCGGCGGAACUUACGGUAACACGGUGAACCGUGUGGGAGGUUUGGUGGCUGGAACCGUAGUGCCGUCCAUCUUCAGCUUCUUCGUCUGCAAAGUAUCGAGCGACUACGUGUACAACACGCUCAACAACAUCGUGCUGUUCAUUUGGACUGUGGGGUCCAUGUACGUGUGGUUCAGUGGCCGCUAUAUGGCGCUCGCAGGCAUGGUGUCCGCCUUCAUGGCAGCGUCGGUCCUGCUUGACCACAGCUGUCGUAGCACAUCGACCUCAAUGACGGUGUCUUACGCCAGCCUUACGCAGAACGCCUUGGGUAUCCUCAUCCUUAUGAUCGUGGAAGUCGUGAUUCACCCGCGCAGCUCUCGUGGAUUACUCCGUAGCAACAUCCAGCAGCUCUUGACGCAGUAUUGUGGCGUUUUCCACGACGUAUUUCGCCACCACGUUGCGUACAACCAGCCUACUCGAAUCGCUGUGGGGCCUCUCACCGAGGAGGACAUCGAGAUAGCCAACGCGCUGCUUGGUCGCAGCAACGUGAAGGUGCUGAAGGACCAACUGAAGGUCACAAUCCCCCAGUUGCUAAAAACUCAAGCCAAACUGGUCAACGAUUCCGCCAUGGAGCCAACGUUGUGGAAGCCUCCAUUCUCCACGUCCAAGUACACGAAGGUCCUGAACGUUUGCCGCGAGCUCCUCGACAGACUGGAUGUUCUGGUAGAUCUAGUGGAUUGGGCUGAGAAUCGCCGAAACAGCGCGAAAGACAUGCCGUUGCGUCGCUGGGAUCAAAGUCGGAUAGACGCCGAGUGUACUGCCGCAUUCACUGCAGCGCAGGAACCUCCUUCUCCCACCUCCGCAGCCGUCACAGAGAUGGUGGGAGGGGACGAUACCGCCGAGAAACCCCCUUCGCCUGCUCCGUCCUCGUCGCUGCCCAACGUUACUACUACACCUCCUGCUAUAGCGAAGAUCAAGUGGGACCAAAGCUUAGCUGUGGUUGAGGCAGGCGUCGAAGAAGCUUUUGACACGCUCGUAACUCUCUUCGGAGAAGAAUUUUCGGGUUCUACGGCGGAAGACCACGCCAUUUACCUGCAAAUGAAAGAGGCCUUCCGUAUCGCCGACGUUCACCGUCGCGGCGUCGUGGAUGUCUCCGAGCUCAGUCUAUUGCUGGAGAAACUAAUGCCGUACUCAGGCAGUCAAGGGGUAGAAGGAAUGGAGCAAUACGUUGAUGAAUUCAUGCAGUUGGUGGACAAGGAUCACGACGGGAAGAUCUCGUUCAACGAGUUCAUGCAGGCGUUGAACGAAGGCUUUCGACUGGAGUUGGAGAUUUACGAUGAUCAGCCACAGGUGCCAGUGGCCGACGUGGUUAGUGGCUCGAACGGAGCUCAGCUCACGCACUCACAGAGUGUGCGUCUAAUUCGCAAGAGUUCGCUAGGCCGUCGAAACUCAAUUCAAUCGACUCAGACCGAUGGAUCGGAGGAUCCCUCCACCCCUGGAAGACACAAACGCGUCACCGUUGUGUCACCUCCGCCUCCCGACUCGCGACCCCGCGCGUCGUCGAACUUCGUCGACAUGUCGGUGUUUGAGACCACAAAGUCCGAUCCGAGUGCGUUUGACCCCACGGAACCUAACACCCAAGCAAAAAAUGCCACUGGAAGUCGUCCGUAUCGCUUCCGCGGUAUGUCUUCGGCAAGCGAGAGCUCGGCUCCUGAAGCUUUGCUGAAUGUCGAGGCAUUCACUCUCACAGAAGCGGCGGCGGCAUUGAAGCAGAGCUACGGCGAAUGCCUGCUGGGGUACGUCGACGACCAUAGCAGACGUGUUACGAUGGAGGACUUCAUCGUCAUGAGCUGCGUCAUCAGCGCUUGUGAAAGUAUCGUCGAGAAUUUAACUCGCCUGAAUACGCUGGCAGCCUCAUAA